AUGGAUGCGGAGUUGGAGUUUUACACUAGAGACUCCCUGUGCCACUGCACCGAGACGAGAGUGUCCGAGGCUCUGAUCAUACAGUCUUGCUGCAGCUUGGAGGAGCAUCUCCAGAGUCAGCAGAACCAGCAGCCAUAUCUCCUGGCGGUUGGGCGGCAGAAGAGGAAGAUCGACAACUUCUACGUCUCCAUCGACAAGCAUCUCCUCCCCUGCCAGGCCACCCGCUCCAUUGGGGCAUUUGAUGAGCUUUUUAAAGCUCAUUUUGUCUUCAAUGUCUCCUAUGAUGCCGAGCUGCAGACUUCAGUUCCAAACUUAUGCUGGCUUCAGAAAGCACCUCAAUAG
Knipowitschia caucasica is the source of this 342-nucleotide messenger RNA. NCBI's taxonomy places the organism in Eukaryota, Metazoa, Chordata, Actinopteri, Gobiiformes, Gobiidae. The record is from the annotation of a GenBank genome assembly.